Messenger RNA from Procambarus clarkii (red swamp crayfish), 748 nucleotides. The record is from RefSeq and is a predicted model, not a curated record. NCBI's taxonomy places the organism in Eukaryota, Metazoa, Arthropoda, Malacostraca, Decapoda, Cambaridae.
UACUAACUUUGAAAACCUUUGUGUGCCAACAGUUGCGGUGGUGAUGUCAGUGGAUGACGCAAGAGACGUCACCCGCAGGAAUGAUGUUACUCCUGCUGACGUCCGGAACUUCAUAAUAAACAACAUCAAUCGAGACAACAUAAGGCGUUCCCUUAGACACCUGACGCUUGAGCCACACUUGGGCGGAACGGAAGGGGAGCUGGGGGUAGCCCGUUGGGUAGCGCAGACGUGGCAGCGCCAGGGACUCGACCAGGUCCAUCUGGUGCCCUACCAGACUCUCCUCUCCUACCCGGACCCUCUCACACCCAACUUGGUGCGCAUAGUUGACGGUGAGGGGAACACUGCCUGGGUGUCCGCAGCGAAGCAAAAGUCUCUUUAUGCGCCCGAAGAAGCUUCGCCAGAGUUGCCUUUCACCUUCCUCGGGUAUGCUCCCCGCGGUAAUGUGACGGGUGACGUUGUGUAUGCUUACUAUGGUCGUGAAGAAGACUUCCACUUCCUGGCAGAAGAAGGUAUCGAUGUGUCUGGCAGGAUUGUCAUUGCUCGCUAUGGUCAGAUCUUCAGAGCUAAUAUUGUAAGUUAUAUAUUUUUAGUUAAGUAUAACAUGGAGAUGGCAAGAUCCAGUUUAAUAGUUCGUUCUCGUACAGAAGGUUCUAACUUAAUGCAAGUUGUAAUUGUAUGUAAUGGGAGAUUCCUUAUUUUUUAUAAUUUAUAUAUACAGAUCCCCAAGAGACCUCUUCGUCUUUUGUAG